AUUUAUACCCCCAUUCGAUCCUUCUUCUUCUUCAUCGAUCACCUACAACUUACUUCCAAUUUAAGAAAAAAGAAACACCAAUCUUGAGAUAGCAUGAGUUCAACAAGCAGAGCAUGGAUGGUGGCAGGAGCCGUUGGAUUGGUAGAGGCACUCAAAGAUCAAGGGUUUGCACGAUGGAACUACACCAUCAGAACCAUCCACCACCAAGCCAAAUCCAAUUUCCGGUCAAUCUCCCACACCAAGAACCUGUCAUCACCGGCGGCCAUGGCUCCAAGCAAAGGCCUACGACUAGAGAAAACACGCCAAUCGGAGGAGUCUUUGAGAAAAGUCAUGUACUUGAGCUGCUGGGGUCCUAAUUAAACAUCCAUACAUAUAUAUAUAUUUGAAGAUAGGUUGAUUAGUUCCAGUAU
This is a messenger RNA of Cynara cardunculus var. scolymus (artichoke), 410 nucleotides long. RefSeq lists its product as uncharacterized. The coding region runs from base 94 to 360 and encodes 88 amino acids. The transcript has 2 exons. The record is from RefSeq and is a predicted model, not a curated record. Lineage: Eukaryota; Viridiplantae; Streptophyta; Magnoliopsida; Asterales; Asteraceae.